Messenger RNA from Ostrea edulis (European flat oyster), 7288 nucleotides. Its product is annotated as serine-rich adhesin for platelets-like. Gene Ontology annotation, cellular component: microtubule plus-end. Lineage: Eukaryota; Metazoa; Mollusca; Bivalvia; Ostreida; Ostreidae. The transcript has 14 exons. The record is from RefSeq and is a predicted model, not a curated record. The coding region runs from base 777 to 6635 and encodes 1952 amino acids. Gene Ontology annotation, biological process: microtubule bundle formation; microtubule depolymerization.
UCUGUGGAAUUAUCUGGUGAUUUGUGUGUCAUGAAACAUUUUUUGACAUAAUAUUAUGCAAAUAUUGCUGUGUUGGGUUUUAUUUAUUUUGUUUUUGUUUUGUGUUUUAGAUAAAGUAUUUUCAUAUAAUUCUUUCACUUUACAAUUUUAUUUUUUAUCUGCUGAUCGAAUUUCCCACAUGCAUUUUUUUCUUCUUCAUGAAACAAACUAUAGACCUCACAUGUGUUCCCGCAGUAGGUGAAAGCUUAUGAACAGGCUUAAUGCUUUUAAGGAACAUUACAUUACAUCUAGUAAUUAUAGAAAGCCUUUAUAUCUCAGGCAGGUAUAUUUUGUAAACAUGAAUCAGACCUCCCUUCGCAGUGGAACAUCUGUUAAGACAUACACCGUACAGUAGGUUCUGAGAAUCACAUGGCAUAAGCUGAGCUUUUUCUGACAUUGGUCAGUGCCCCAGUGGACUCUGGUGGAUGGUGGUAUUACAGGGGAGGAAAUGUCCCUGCAUUUAAGGAAUGAAGUGCCGAGAAAUGACAGAAUGUGGGACUAUUGUUGCCAGCUAUCUUUUACAUGAAGGUUUUACAGAGUUCUGAUGAUUUCAGAGUUUAAAGUUACUUACUGAUAUAUCUUCAUAAUUUCUGUGCAUUAUGGCUUUAGAGGUCUGUGGACAAGCAGUGCAACGAACAUGACCAAAUGGACAAAGGAUAAGUCUGAUUUAUCUCCUGUUGAUGUGUGAAAUGAUUUAAUGACAGAGCAGCAUCUGCCAUUAAUCACUAUACAAUUCCAUGGAGAGGAGGAAAGAUAAAAAGGCUCCAAACUGUAAAGCAUUGCCUCCCAGAAAAAAAUGUCCGCCACAAUUUGACUUUGACUUCUUUUCCUCCACUGACUCUAGCACUGACUGGGAGGAUGUACUGGAGAAAAAAAUUGAAGAUCUGAGUCGACAGCUGACCUAUGAGAAACAACAGCACAGAAAGGAGAAGCAACAGGUUGCUAAGUUGCAGCGAGAGCUAACCCGGGCCAAAAGUGAUAGCCAGAAAAUUUUCUCAAAGGAAGCUCCCUUAUUGAAGGAGGUGGAGCAGGAGAGAAUGUUAAGGCAUGAAGCGGAAAAAAGGCUGAAGGACAUGACCACAGAGAGUGAAAGCUGUCAGACUCGACUCCAGUCUCUACAGGGCGAGUUCAAAAAAUAUGUGCAGCCUAAGGAACAGACUGACCCCUUUCAUGUAAACGUUACAAGUUUAUCAGCAAGAAUGGAGGAAAUGGUCAAAAGCAUGAUGCAGUACAAAACCAAGAUAGAGCAGCUGAAGCAGGAGAAGUCGAGUCUCUCCAUCACAUAUGAGAGCAACCUCCAGAAAUAUAGAAGUUACAUCAGUAACCUAGAAAGGGAAAACAUGAUGCUUCUGAAUGAUGUCAAGAGAUUCGAGACCCAGAUGGACGGUAAAACAGAUGAGCGAUCCAAACUUCUGUUGGAGAGGCUAAAAAUGUUGGAGGCUGAAAAUUCCUCCUUGGUUCUGGAGAAUGAACAGCAGAGACAGCAGUAUGAGAAAUGUCUGGAUGAAAUCGCUAACCAAGUGGUCCAGGCCUUAUUGGCUCAGAAGACCUUGAGAGAGGAAUGUGUAAAACUACAGAAAAAGGUGAAUGAAUUAGAACAUCAGAACAUGGAGCUCAACCAUAUGUUUCAACAGAAGAGUCAGUAUUCAUCACAGGCCCUCAUCAAGUCGACCAGUCAAAGCAUGUCAUCCUCCACUCUUUGUGAUCAACAGAGCUGUUCCAACAGUGUUACAAGUCUUCCUGCUCAAAUUUCAUCUGCCAUCUCGCUCACUCAAACUAUGCACCUGUCACCAAUGUCACAAUAUAUUUUGCAAAAUACAGUGGCACAGAAAUGUCUUCAGCACUUCAUUCCUGAUAGCACAGAGUCUCUUCAAAGCAUCACAUCAGAUUUUCCAGCUGAAGAGCAGCGACCAAGAUCUGUAUCUACCUCAAGCUGUGUGCCAUCUUCCCAUAGUGAGGGUGUUGGGCCUCACACAAAAAUAGAAACUGAGUUCCCUGCCACACCCUCAAGCCCUAAGGUCAAGCACAUCAGUAUUGCUGAGCGGGUCAGAACAAAGAGAAGUUCGUCUGUGUCAUCUCUACAAGGUCCAGUUAAACCAGUUAGAACCAAUUCUACGAGUGCUCUGCCAAAAACAAGAAUUUCUCAACCAGUGCAAUCCAGGAGUAUUACAGAUGUUAAUAAUUCUCAAGUGAUGUCUAUUUCAGUCAAUCAGCUGGAUGUGAAUUCCAAGAAGAGUGUGUCUCAACCUGAUAGUAUUAACAAAGUGAACAAACAAACACUGUCUACCAGAUCUGUCAAAGUACAAUCAAGUUUAUCCUCAGGAAAAUCAGCCCAGAACAAAACAAGUAUUCCAAUCAAACACACUUCGAAAUCUCAACCAUCUCUACCUCAAACAACAAAGGCGAUAUUGAGACCAUUCACUAAGCAAGAGAGAAGUAUGAAAGAGUCGAGUUUCAUUCGAAAAACUUCAUCCACAGAAGUAGUGACACACUCAAAGACUUCUAACUUAUCCAAUGCAAUAAAAUCAAAUUCAUCAUCAGCACAUCAAGUUUGUUCUGGACAGUUAGACAAGUCAGAGAUUUCCAAGACCAGUACAGACAAAAGGAUGGAUGCCAUUAAGGAGAAUCUAGGGAACCCUCCCAGUGUUCCCCUGCUCCCUAAGGCUCAGUAUUUCUAUGAAUACAGUGAUGAAGACAGUGACUUCAACCGUCCAGUGUCAGCCGAUUUCAGUACUACAUCCACUGUGUCACUGAAUGAACUUCUGGAGGAAGAGGACACAGAUACACUGCUGGAUGAAGAAUUUACUGCUGAAACUUUUGCAUUCUUUGACUCUCCAACUUUUGUGACUAAAACAUCACAUGAGGAUUCAAAGAGUGUUUCAAAAGAGAUACAGAUUAGGAAAGAAAAGUCUUCCAGUUUAGGAAGCAAGCCUGAUAUUGUGAAAGAUACUCUGAACUGUGUUCCAGCCAAAAGUCCACUCAUGAGCCGCAGGAGAUCUAUGCAACACCCAAACAAACGCAAAUAUCAAACUCAGAGACCUAAUUCACUUGUCCUCACACCCAAAGAAAAACAAUUCAUGUAUCACGGAUACAGUUCAUCUAGUCUUAGUAGUACGGACAGUGAUGAAACUUGGUCUCCAAAAAUGGAGCGUAAAAACAGACCACAUCACAAACCAAAACGAAAAAGUAGUUCGUCAUCAAAUCGAUCCUCAUAUCAUUCCUCAUCUGUCUCAGAUAAACAAUCAUUGAAAUCAUCUCAAGAACUUACUCCUGUUGCCACAGAUGUGCCAAAACUGCCAAAAGCCAACUCUGUUUCUACAGAAAUGUUACAGAAAUCAGAAGUGAUCAGUGCAUAUCAUCCAUCAGAGAGCAAUGAAAGUUUGAAUACCAACUCUCUUACUAGAAAAGGGCCUCCACCCCCAGUUCCCAAGAAACCAAGUACUGGGAAAAAAUCACCAGGAAUAAGAAUGGGUCUACAGUCUCCAGGAUUCAGACAGAAUAAACCAACACUGGUCCCGACAUUAUCAAAGGAAAAGAUAAAUAUUCCGAAACCACAUGAAUUUAAAACAGACUUUUCUAACUCUACCGAAUCACUACAACAACAUCACAUUAUAAAUACUCCAGAGAUCUGCAAACUCAAUCCUAAGUAUGUGGCCUCGUCCGACUCCAGCUUUGAGAGCAACAAGAGUGACCGAGUGGAGAGAUCGGGGAGUAAGGAUGACGGAUACUCCACAAUGUCUAGUGAUAUCCAACCAGAACUCCAGGAGAAGUACAAUGAUGGUGCACAGGUGAAUGUAGACUCUAUAGAUAGAAAUAAGAUGGUUGUUAAGGAUACCAGUCCUGUGACACCAGCAGAGAGCAAUAAAUCCCACAAGUCCAGCACGGGGAGUGAGGGAGACUCAAUGAUUGGUCAUGCCAGUGGAAGUGAAGCAGUGACCUCCUCUUCUAGUGUUUCAUCUCCUCACUUCUCUGAUACCCCUUCCCCCCAGUCUCCAGCUUAUGGCUCACUUGGACGAGUUAAAGCCAUGAAGUUACUUUUUGAGGCAGAGUCUCAGAAAUCUAAUGAUUGUAAAAGUUUUCGCUUUCCCCUUAGGAAAUCCCCAUCAGUGGAUAGCACACUCAGUUCUAAGUGUUCUCAUCCAGAAGUUAACCUGAAGAGACAUUCUCUUGGGGAUGACAGUGCUUUAUUUAACAAUACUCAAUCUGAACAAGAGAAAGAAAAACAGAAAGAUCAUAAGGUGGAAGUGAUGGCAGAGGUUCAUCCUACACCAACUGCCAAGACCUUCGUUUCGGAGACCAGUUUUGAACCUUAUGCUCCCCCUUCUAAGCUUGUGCUCAAGCCAGUCAUACCUGAAACCCCACCAAGUUUUCAACCUCUUCAUUUAAGUGAAGAAAAUUUCCUGUCUGAUAUUCCUGAAGAGAAAGACGAGUGUGAAAUGUCGACAGCUUCAAGUGUGAAUCGAUUAGACUGUAGCUCAAGAUAUCAUCAACCUCUUGUCAAACAUCUUGAACAUUUACACAUGUUUAAAGUAAGAAAACAUAAAACCAUGUGGUCCUCUCUUCAAGGUCUUUCAAGAGCUUUUUCAGAUUCAGAUUUACACAGAUGUGGUGGCUCUUCUGAUGACAAUGAAUUAGAGCAAAUUCUGAACUGUGGUAAGGGAGGUAAUCUCUCCUUAGAACGUUCAACUUCUCUAAAUGAUCUGCGGAAGAAAAAGAAUGUGAAAUGCUCAGUUAAAGCCACUUUACCUUUGAUCAGACAUGGACACAAGAUGGUGAUAGAUGAGGUUAAGGUCAUUGGACAAGUGCAAGAAAUAAUCAAGGCCCAUAUUUAUCAUCAGCUUUCUAUGGAAAGUGAAUCAGAAGAUGACCUUCACAGUCUCAGCUACACUCAAAUCUUGGCCAACAAACAGAAGAAGGAACAGAGAUAUCAACAAAUUUUGAGUCAGAUGUCCCCAUACACAGACCUUUCUCAGAUACCUAACCUGGGUACUGACAAGCAGCAGAAACUAUCUGCUGCCCAGUACAGUGAAAACAUGGUUAUUGAACAGAGGUUUGUCAGACAGGGAACACCGUCCAGUGAUAGCUCCUGUCCAGAAGUGGAUUCCAAAUUUCGCAGUGACUAUUACAGCUUGUGUAUGGUGGGCUCAAAGGGAAGCCUGUUCAAUGGAAGUAAUGAUGGUGAUCAGGAACAUUGUAAAACAGAACAAGCUCCACAACACACCUGUAAAGAAACCAAUGACAAGAAGAACUGCCAGGGCUGCAUCAGUGCUAAGAACACUCAGGAAUUUGACGAGAUAUCACGUCAACUUGCUAGUCUUUCAAAAACCGUUAAUGCCUUACAUAGAAGUCUGACGAGUUUAAAUAGUCAUGAUUCAGACACAGAAUCAAACGAGGAUCAAGUCCAGCUUUUCCCCACAACAGCAGAGAAUUUCCGAGAUAAUGAUGGCUACCAAUGGGUGGAAGACGAGUUCUACCUUACUCCAUGUGGAGGAGAAAUUAUCAUGGGUGGAUCUCCUUUCUCAGAGACUGGAGCAUGUGCAGACUGGGUAAACGACUACAUGGAUGACACAUCAUGUAAUGAUGAGUUUGAAUACUAUGGGAAUAUACCACCCUCCAAUCCAAAUGGAAAGUAUGAUUUCAAAUCUCUGUGUGAAUCCAUCAUGGAGGACGACAUCAACCCCGUCACCAGCACAGGGAAUGGGGAGGAAAGAAUUUCAGAGGAGAGGAUCACAGAGGAGAAGAUUCCUAUCAAGAUGAUGGAAAAACCAACCCGGGGUGUGGAAAGCAAGAAGUCAAAGGUUGGAUCAUCUAGUCUCGAUGCCAUGGUUCAUUUGAGUGGGGAGAGCAUGGAGAGCUUGGAUGAUAAUAUUGGAGUGGAUCAUGUCAUGUGUUCAAGGCUUAUUGGACGUGGAGAAAAAGGCCACGGAGCUGUGAGGUGUACCCAAGUAUCCAGACCAGCUGUUGAUCUUUCUCAGUAUUUUUCACAUUUCGGAGAAAGAGAGCAGGAGGCUGUGGCAGCCUUUGAUUUCUUACAUGACAUGUCACCCUCUCCCGAUGGCCUACAGAACAAAAUACAAGUAAAGGUCAACAAGGAAGAAGAGGUCAAAGAAAUGGAUAAGGUGGGUGACAGCAGUACAGAUGUCAAAAAUAAAGAUGGACAUAAUGGAGCCACAAAAACAAAGACAACAAUUGAGGAACCUACUGAAAAACAAAAACCUGUUAAAGAGAAUGGUAUAGCAAAACUAAUACCUACAGGAUCUCCCAAAAAUAUCAACCAAAAGGCAGAAGAUGGAUUGGCCAAGAAAGUUCCUCCUCCUGCCAAGGCACCGCAAAACAAAUCAAAAGCUCAGCCAAAGGCAAAUCCAAAUCCAGGAAGGUUCCAUCUUUUCAGGAAAAGGGGAACUGAGGAUGUUGAGAAGAAACAGACUCUGGGAUUGGACAGUGCAAACUCAAAUUUGACCAAUGAAAAAAGUGCAAACAAACACAAGGAGGACAAGAAGAUACUGUCCAAACUGCCACGAAAGUUAAUCCCAACAAAGAAUAAAUCCACUAAGCCCAAAGUGGAAUCGAAAAUUCCAAAGGCCACUACAAAAUGAGUACUUGAUAUUUUCUUUAAUAUCUGCAAAUAUCAUUAUUUAUUUCACAUGUCAUUUUUUGAAGAAUUUUUGGGCCAUUUGCAGUAUUUUGCCCAUUUUAUAUGCAAGCAAUUUUAAAUGCUGUCUUUUAUAACCAUGUUUAUACUUUUUUAUAGUAAUAGAAGGCUGUGUGUGUUUUUUGUGAAUAUUUUUAAAAGAAUGAAUUAAUUUAUUUCGUGGUGUAAGAUAGGGUAAAGAGAUCCGUAACUCUUGUUCACUGUCUCACACAUGCAAUCUGAAGUACUACAUGUGUAUGAAGUAUAAAUUUUAGAAAUCAUUUUAUUUAUUGACAUAUUUAUAUUGGUGCUAUUUAUAUGAUGAUACAUGUAAAUGGUUGAGGAUAUCUUGAAAAUUAAAAUUUUCUUGUGGUUUGUGAAAGUAUGAGAAGGGGAUGGGGUAUGGGGGCAAAGAAAAUAUUAUCUUUAAAGAUUGAUAUGGGAAAAAAAUCAUCAUUUUUGUAUGUAUUUUGCAUGUCCAGUAUAAUAUGUAUCAUAGAUUAAAGGAGUAAUAUUGGUAAACAGCAUAGGGCUCAGGUGAUACAAGAAGGCCAGAAUUUCUCAGUAUUGUCUCAUGUCAUGAUAUCUCAAAGAGGAAUAAAAUAAUAAAAUCACAAA